Messenger RNA from Rattus norvegicus (Norway rat), 1756 nucleotides. Lineage: Eukaryota; Metazoa; Chordata; Mammalia; Rodentia; Muridae. The record is from RefSeq and is a predicted model, not a curated record.
UUAUUUUUCUUUAGUAACAAUUCAAGAUCAAGAAGGAAGAACAACAGAAACUAUCUUUUUGAUGCUUCUUGCCUCCUGGUCCACAGCCUGCAGUGAUGAGGGUUUGACAGUCCAAAGAAAUGCCAGCAGGUAAUCAAACCCCAGAGUGUCAGGGAUCCCAGGAGCCAGAGAAGGCAGGUGUAGAGUCUGAUUUGCAUAGCCCCGCCCUUCCUGGGAAAGAGGAACCAGCUAUGGAUAUAAGGGGCAGCUGACUCCAGAGGCAAGGCUGCAGUCAGCGUACAAUCCUAGCUUCAGGAUGCCGUGGAAACUUGCCAAUACCCCCAUCUGGAGGCUGGACAGAUUCAUACAGGAUCACCUCCUUCCUGACACCACCUUCCUUACUGAGGUCAGAGCAGACAUUGACUUUAUAUGUGCUUUCCUGACUGAGAGAUGCUUCCAAGGUGCCACCCACCCUGUGAGGGUCUCUAGGAUUGUGAUGGGCGGCUGCUACGAUGAAUACUCCAUGCUCAAGGGAAGGUCAGAGGCCACCCUGGUGGUGUUCCUUAACAAUCUCACCUGCUUUGAGGAUCAGUUAAAGCGACGAGAAGAGUUCAUUGAGGAAAUUUGGAAACACCUGUGCCAGUUGCAGCAAGAGAAACAGUUUAAACUGAAUUUUGAGUUCCAGACCUCAGAGCAGGCCAACUCCAGGUCUCUGAGCAUCAAGCUGAGCUCGCCCCAGCUCCAGCAGGAGGUGGAGUUUGAUGUGCAGCCAGCCUAUGAUGUCCUGUAUGCUUGGAGAUACAACAAGUACCUUGAUCCCAGAAUCUACAACAAAAUCUACGCCAGCCUCAUCCGUGAGAGCACCAACCUGGAUAAGGAGGGCGAGUUCUCCGUCUGCUUCACAGAGCUCCAACAACACUUCCUGAAGCAUCCUGGACAUAAGAUGUGGAAUCUCAUCCGCCUGGUCAAGUACUGGUAUCAACUGUGUAAGGAGAAGCUGGGGGAUUUGCUGCCCCCACAGUACGCCCUGGAGCUGCUCACGGUCCAUGCCUGGGAACUGGGGAUUGAAAACACCUGUGAGCUAUACAUAGCCCGGGGCUUCCGAAGUGUCUUAGAACUGAUCAUCAAAUAUCGGUGUCUCCUAAUCUUCUGGACAUUGUGUUAUGACUUUAAUCACAAUGAGGUCUCUGAGUACCUGAACAAACAACUCCAAAAAGACAGGCCCGUGAUCCUGGACCCUGCUGACCCAACAAGGAACGUGGCUGGUUCAAACCUCCAGGCCUGGCACCUGCUGGCAGAAGAGGCUGGGGCCUGGGUGCAGUCGUCUUUCUUUAGGAACAGCGAUAUGUCCCUUGUUCACAGUUGGAAAGUGCCGGUGAGACCCUUGUCCCCUUGUGCACAGCUCCGGUCACUCCAUCUGUUCAGAGAAUAUUUUCAUAGAAACCAUAUGGUAGGAGAAACAGAUAUCUCCCAAGAUGACCUCUGACCUUAAUCUCUGUGCUGUUACACAUGUGGGUAUACACACAUGUGUACAGGUGCACCCAGACAAACAAGAUACGUAGGCUCUGAGAGCUGAAGCCACUGGCUCAGGGACACUCAUCUAGUGAUUGGCUGGGCUAGAAUUCUGUGGACUCUGACGCCACUGUCAGGUCCACGAAGUAUUUUGUCUUUCCUGUCUCAUUUCAUGUGGCUAGACUCAGGGCCAUCCCACAACCACAGCCACACAGAGGUACCUACACUUGGACCUUUCCCCUCCUGGGGCAGGGUCUGCCGGAUG